GUGCGUUCCACUAAGCGCUCACAACGAUCAAAAUGCUCCUUUAGUCGUUCCACAUAACAACCGCGGUCGUUGUGGUCGCGGCGAAAACGUCACUCAUGACGUCAUUACUAACGCUCACGCGAAGCCCGCAACGACCCAUCUGAAAACGUGGGUCGUAGUGAGCGUUGAGAAAAUUAGCGGUUUUUUUGAAACUGACAACAAUAAAAAUGGCGAUCGUGAAACUGACAUGAAGGAUUACAGAUUAAAUCUUAACCUCUUUAAUCUUUUACUUUCUUUUCACUACCUCGCCAUUUGUAUUAUUACCUCCACGCUCAAAACGCACCAUAGUCCAUUCCACUUGAAUUUAGGACAGUAACGCUCGUAGGUAAGUGGAACGGGAAAAACUGUGGUCGUGAGCGUGAUCGUUGUGAGCGCUUAGUGGAACGCACCGUAUAUAAUAAUCACUGGUAUAAUCACUAGUAUAAUUUAUCUAAUGCAAGAUUCGAGCGGGAAAUUCUUAAUUGAGUUAAAAUAUAAUUGUAAUCAAAGAGAGUAUGGAAAGUUUUUUGAAAGUAGGUAAAUUGAGUGCAGGAGACACGAAGAAACCUUCUUCUUCUCGUACAAAGGAAGAACGAGACGAGUCGUUAAUACCCUGGGUAGAAAAAUAUCGACCAAGAACAGUUGAAGAUGUAGUUGAGCAAGCAGAAGUCGUAGAAGUAUUAAAACAAUGCAUGGAUGGUGGUGACUUUCCAAAUUUAUUAUUUUAUGGUCCACCUGGUACUGGUAAAACUAGUACUAUUCUAGCAGCGGCUAGGCAAUUAUUUGGUACGAUGUACAAAGAAAGAAUUUUAGAAUUAAAUGCUUCCGAUGAAAGAGGGAUACUAGUAGUAAGGGAUAAGAUCAAAUCAUUCGCCCAACUUACUGCUGGAAGCAUAAAAAAAGACGGAAACAAAUGUCCUCCAUUCAAAAUUAUUAUUUUGGAUGAAGCAGACAGUAUGACUAAUGCAGCGCAAGCAGCUCUUCGUCGUACAAUGGAAAAAGAAUCUCAUAGUACGCGCUUUUGUUUAAUUUGUAAUUAUGUAUCAAGGAUCAUAGAACCUUUGACGUCACGUUGUACAAAGUUUAGAUUCAAGCCACUUGGGGAAGAGAAAAUUAUUGAACGAUUGGAAUAUAUAUGCGAGAAAGAAGAUUUGAAAGCUGAAAAGCCAGUUCUUGUUAAAAUUGUAGAAGCUUCGGGUGGUGAUUUAAGACGUGCCAUUACUUGUUUACAAUCUGUCGCAAGAUUAAAAGGGAAAGGCAUAGAAGUUACGAUCAAUGACGCGCUUGAAAUUAUUGGUUUUGUUCCCGACGAUUGGCUUGACAAUUUAAUGGAUGUAUGUAAAUCUAAAGAUAAUAAUAAGGUUGAAACAUUCGUAGAAGAUUUUUUACUAGAAGCUUUCGCAACUUCACAGGUAAUAGAACAACUAAACGAAAGAAUAAUUUAUUCCAAUGAAUUUUCGGAUAAGCAAAAGGCAAUAAUAGCAGAAAAACUUGGGCAAUGUAGCUACAGAUUAUUGGAAGGAGGCAGCGAAUAUAUACAACUUAUGGACCUUUGCUAUUGUAUUAUAAAGGUAUACAAUUGAACAAAAGUUUUCUUGCCAAAUAAAAAUCAAACGUUUUUUUUUAUCAUUUA
Molecule: messenger RNA, 1651 nt
Organism: Polistes canadensis
Lineage: Eukaryota; Metazoa; Arthropoda; Insecta; Hymenoptera; Vespidae
Product: replication factor C subunit 4
Exons: 6
Coding region: 534-1601 (355 amino acids)
Biological process (GO): DNA-templated DNA replication; DNA repair
Cellular component (GO): DNA replication factor C complex; nucleus
Molecular function (GO): DNA binding; ATP hydrolysis activity; ATP binding
Source: RefSeq, a predicted model, not a curated record